This is a messenger RNA of Microthlaspi erraticum, 585 nucleotides long. The record is from the annotation of a GenBank genome assembly. Lineage: Eukaryota; Viridiplantae; Streptophyta; Magnoliopsida; Brassicales; Brassicaceae.
AUGGCGUCGUCGUCAUCAACCUCUAACCUCCUCUUCCUCGUCGUGAUCAUCGUCUCUUUCCUUUCAAUCUCCGGAAUCGCCGCUCGUCCCUGCAAAACUUUCCUCAUCUCGUCGUAUUCCCUCUCAAUAACCCCAGAAAACCCUAACCUCGACUCCGAUCUCACCUCCUCCCGAUUCGUCACCGUCUUCACGAUCCGUCGCAUCACCCCUCACCGUAUGAUUCCUUUCUUCGUCAAUCGCCGCCACGGAUUCCUCCCCUCCACCGUCGAGAACGAGAAGCCUCAGAUCCGAGAGGAUCGUCCUCAGUUAUCUCUCCCUUUCGUCUCCGAGAACAUCAAUUCGUUCAGGGAUCGCACCCGAGACAUACUCAGCGUCGUCGUUGCUCUCUUGUUCGGCGUCGGAUGUGGCGCUUUAACCGCCGCGACUAUGUACCUCGUUUGGGCUCUGGUCGUGAAUCGCCAUAGCUACGAUGAUUUCGAGGAAGAUGAUUACGAGAAUGAUGAAUCUGAUGCUGCUAGUUUGAAGAAAUUGGGUUACGUCAAGAUCCCAGCUCCAGCUCCAGCUCCUUUGAAGGAAGCUGCUUAA